Molecule: messenger RNA, 5752 nt
Organism: Poecile atricapillus (Black-capped chickadee)
Lineage: Eukaryota; Metazoa; Chordata; Aves; Passeriformes; Paridae
Product: zinc finger protein ZFP2-like
Exons: 4
Coding region: 92-1402 (436 amino acids)
Biological process (GO): regulation of immune system process; regulation of cytokine production; negative regulation of transcription by RNA polymerase II
Source: RefSeq, a predicted model, not a curated record
AGGCGCGUUCGGCGGUGCGGGGAAGACACUUGGAGAAAACUUUUGCGUCCGAGCCGUGCUGCAGGAUUUUUCAUUCCGAAAUCUUGGCUGGAUGGAGAAGGAGGCUGUGAGGAAGAGGAAGAUGCCCCAGGACACCCAGGCAGACAAGGAGCUGAGGAUGGAGACCAGGGAGGACAAAUCCCCACAGCAGAACCUCGUGGAAGAGGUCGUUUUGAGCAGUUCCAGGGCACAGGAAUCCAACGGGGAGGAAAAGCUUCAGAGAUCCCGCAGGAGGAGGGGCUCCAAACCCAUCCCAGGGUGCUCUGAGGAGGAAAGACCCACCCUGUGCCGGGAAGGUGGCCGGAGAUCCAGCCAGGACUCUGAGCUGGUGGUCCAUGAGCAGCUUCAGGAUGGGGAGAAGCCCUACAAGUGCUUGGAGUGUGGGAAGAGCUUCAGCCAGAGCAACCGCCUGAUCCGCCACCGGAUGAUCCACACUGGGGACUGGCCCUACAAGUGUGGGCAAUGUGGGAAGGGCUUCAGCUGCAGCUCCAACCUCAUCACCCACCAGCGCAUCCACACUGGGGAGAGGCCCUACGAGUGUCCUGAGUGUGGGAAGAGGUUUCAGACCAGCUCAAAUCUCCUCCUGCACCAGCGGAUUCACACUGGGGAGAGGCCCUACGAGUGUGGGAAAUGUGGGAAGAGCUUCAGCCAGAGAUCCCACCUGAUCAUCCACCAGAGGACCCACACUGGGGAACGUCCCUAUGAGUGUGGGGAGUGUGGGAUGACCUUCAGCCAGAGGUCCCAGCUGACCAUCCACCAUCUCAUCCACACUGGGGAGAGGCCCUACGAGUGUGGUGAGUGUGGGAAGAGGUUUCAGACCAGCUCCACUCUCCUUCUGCACCAGCGGAUUCACACGGAUGAGAGGCCCUUUCGCUGCCCCGACUGUGGGGAGGGCUUCAAGCACAACUCCACCCUCAUCAGGCACCAGCGCAUCCACACUGGGGAGAGGCCCUACGACUGUGGGGAAUGUGGGAAGAGCUUCAGCCACAGCAACAGCCUGAUUCUCCACCAGAGGAUCCACACUGGGGAACGUCCCUAUGAGUGUGGGGAGUGUGGGAUGACUUUCAGCCAGAGGUCCCAGCUGACCAUCCACCAGAUGAUCCACACUGGGGAGAGGCCCUACGAGUGUCCCGAGUGUGGGAAGAGGUUUCAGACCAGCUCCACUCUCCUCCUGCACCAGCGGAUUCACACGGAUGUGAGGCCCUUCCGCUGUCCCGAGUGCAGGAAGGGCUUCAAGCGAAACUCCAACCUCAUCACCCACCGGCGCAUCCACACUGGGGAGAGGCCCUACAAGUGUCCCCAGUGUGGGAAGAGCUUCUCCAGGAGCUCUACCUUGACCCAACACCAACAGAGGCACCGGUAAGGGAAGCCCUGCGAGUGCCCCAAGUGCAGGAAGAGCUUCAUGUUCUGCUCCAGCUCCAUCCCCCAUCAGAGGACCCACGUUGGGCAGAGCCCUGAUGACCCACGUUCCCAGUGAUCUGUGUUGGGAACACACUGGGCUGGAGGUCAUUUUAUUUUGGUUUCAGGUAUCUUUUGAUUCAUCUUCAUCCCUUUAAAUCCAACAAAUGGUGGUAAAAGUCAACAAAUUCAUCAAAGGCAUCUAAAACCUCACAUUUUACUAGUGCUUCAAGGCAAUCUUGGAGAUACUUGUGAGUAUUUGAGGGUUGUGGGGUUAUUUGGUGGAGUUGUCUCCAUUUCUUGGCACUCAAAGAGGUGAGAGGGAUCGAUCUGUCACCUCAAAACCACUUAAUGCCACUGAAUCCUACUCAAUCCCUCUCCAAAAUUAUUCAAUUCCACAGCCCCUCAGGGUGUGAUGCCUCAUGUUUUAGCUUUCAUAUCUUUCAUAUUCUGCACUGCCUAGGUUUGUAGUUUUGAACUUCACGUUAAGUGUUAGUGAGCUCUCUUCACAGAGUAGGUAGAAAAAACAAUUCCUUUUCUAGCUUGAUACCAAGGACAAUUGUUAUAAGUUCCAGGCCCAAAAGCAUAAACAAGGGUGGACUGAAGAGAGAAAACAAGAAGGAUGGGACUUCAUCAUCUGAAGCUGUAACUGGACAAUGAACCCAAAUAUGCAGAUGGACCUAAAUUUCUAAAAAUGUGGGACCUCGUGAUGAGUUGUCCAUUUUUAUGACCAUUUUUGGUCCAUCUUGGGUGUAGCCCUGGCCAGGCUCUUGUACUGCCCAAGGUGUAUCUGUAACGUGCUGGUCGUGAGUGAGGAGACAAAAUCCAUGACUCAUGCUCCAGGUGCUCAUCAGACAAAACAGCCUCGUUUAUUAUUCAGAACUCACUUGAAUACCAAAUUCAAAUUUCCCAGGCUAGACAGCCAUUGGCUGAUACUUCCCUCCCUGCCUUGCAUCCUGGCCAGUGGUGUGCAGUGGUUCAGACAUGAAUUAGGCUCACUAAAUUAAAUUUGUGCUAAAAUCUAUGGCUAAAGAGAAUUUACUGCUAAAUUAGAUUUGUGUUAUGUCUAGAUUUACCUUGUCCAGUCCUGACCAGCUGUACUGUGACCAUACUGUGACUAUUUACCCUUUUUGGUUAAAUUAAAAAAUAUAAAAUGCUCUCUGUUACCCUAUCUGCAAGGGCCCUUUGCAGACAUGAUAACAGGGACAGCAUGGGUUUAAUUUGAAUGAAGUUUUCUAGUUAACUUGACACAAUUAAUUCUCUUCAGCUAGCAAUAUGCUUUGUGUACUGAAUUGAGUUUGCAACACUCCCUUCCAGGAGCUGGCAGACAGGAUCACAAUCCUUUAAGCUAACAAGCCACAGGUUAAUUACUUAUAGUUAAAAGUUACAACUUAACAUUAAAAAACAAGAAAGUAUUUUGAACUGAGAUUAUCCUGAACUCUAUAAACAAGAAACAAAAGCCAUUCAACAUUUAGAGCCGUGAGAAAAACCCAACUUAGCAGAAAAACAAUUUGUAAACAAACAGAUUUUAAAUGAACUGUCUUUUCAAGAGUCUGAUUUUCAUGGUGAAUAAGUUGUUCUGGUUACUCUUCUUUAAUCUGCUCCAUCACAUCCGUAGAGGUACUGUCAGGAGGGUGUUGUUUGUGUCCUUUGGCUGUAUGUUUCACUCUUUCACAUUGGUUGCAGCUUGCAUUAUCACUUCUUUGUCCCUGAGCUGUCCCCUGUGGAAUGGGCUUGUGUGGACAGUUUAUUUUCCUGUGGCCUUGUUGUCCACACUUGUAGCAAUGGGGUGUGAGUUUAACAGCAGCUGUAAUAGAAUUGGCUAGCAUAUCCAUGUGAUGAGAUCCAGUCCCAACCUUAGCACAUGCUGUAAUCAUCUCCUCCAGAGAUGGAUUCCCUUGAGGUACUGCAGCUAUAAUUUUUAUAUAGUCUUGGUUUGCAUUAUCUUGUGCCAGUUGUAGCAUUAAUUGACCCCUUGCUUCACUGCAUAUAUAGCUCAUUGGGGUUUUAUCUUCUACUUGAAUAGCUUUGGGUUGGCACUGACAAGUUGGUAAUUCUUGUUAGAGCUCACAUUGCUAAGUCUUUCACUUGUGUUAGAAUUGCAGAGUUCAAGCAAGCCUGGGUUUGGGGAUCUUCUGAUACUGCUGAAUGAUUUAUUGUAUGAACAGCCUUAGCUACUUUGCUUUCUGGGGUCCCACCACACAUUCCUCCCUCUUGUUUUUCAGUAAUUCCUGUUAAAGUGCCAUGUGCUCUUCCCACAAUGGCCUGUUUUAUUGUUAUUUGAGGAACGCCAGUGUGGUGUGUUACACUCCAGGGCUGCAGGAAAUGUUUUGUUUUCUGUGAGAUGUGUGUUGUUUUGAUGCUAUGAGGGAUGCUCAAAACAGCAAAGGCUGACUGCCAGUGUGCAAUGGCAUCCCGACCCUUUUCUCUUGGGUGUUUUAUAGCACAUAUUGCUGAUGAAAAGGUAUCUGUGGAUAAAUGUACAUAUUUAAAAUGUCUAAAUUCAGGGAUGUGUGUGACAUGGGUUUAGCAGAUUUGUAAGGCACGCAGUCCACAAGGGUUUGCUCCCGUCUGCAGUGGUGCAGUGUGGCCCUGGUGUCCUGAUGGGACACUUGUGGAUGGGUUCUUUUUCCCCCUUGGACUGAAGAUUGAUGAGAGAGAGGCAGUUUUCUCUUGUUUGGACUUGGUUGUUUAUUCUUCUUUUAUCUCCAUUACAUGUAUACAGGGUACAAGGAGCCACAAGCAGCUAUGUGCACUAAGAUAGAAAAGUGCAAAAUGACUAACAAAGAUCUUCUUCAAGGUUUUUUAUAUGUUCAUUUACCCAAUUAACAAAUGCCAAGGAGAUAUUUUUUCUUAGUGACCCAAUGACCCAACACCUGUGUGCUGCACUGCAGCAUUCUCUAUCCAAUCACCUACUACUACCCAAAAACCUCUAGAAGAAGAAGAUGAAGAAGAAAGAAGGACAAGAGACAACACCCUGAAUCCUCCAUCUUGUCCUCUAUUUUCUAAAAAAGUUUAAACUCCAAACCUGAACUUUUUCACGCAAUGACAUAAGAAAUCUCUCUAAUCUACACACUUACCCUCCUGGUUUUUCUAUUUAACAGUUGUUUUCACAGUGUUAUAUGAAAUUCAGAGUUUUCUUGGAUGUCAGAGCCAGGCAUCAGAGAUAAGUGCACACUCUCAGUGCCUGUGAUUACAACAGUAAACCAAGUUGAAUAUUGUUAAGUGUUAUUCCACUGUUAAAUCCUGAAGUCAUAUGUUAUAAGUCAGCUUAAAUACUGUUAAGUGCUUUUGCUAAAUUGUGAUGUUUGUGGUAUAAAUUAAGGCAUAAGUGAAGUCCUGUUAAGUUUGAUCUCUGUUAAGCUCAAACACACACACACACACACACAGAGGGACGGUUCUGGGUUCAUUUCUGGUUGGAUUGCCUGGAUUUUGUUUGGUUUUGUUGUUGCUUUGUUUCCUUGCUGUGCCUGAAGUGUCCAGUCAGGAGCAGAGUGACUCUUGCCAAGGAACUUUGUGCUGCUGGUGCUUAAUAUUAAAUCUGGUUUUUGCUGCUCCCUUGCUGGGGAUUUUUAAGCGCUCUCAAGCCCUCGUUGGUGACAGGGUGAAGGAGCCCUGGCCCAGGCUCUGGCCCUGGGGGACAUGGGGAUGCUGCUGGGGGGUCCCUGUCCCCCUGUCCCAUGCCCCACAGACCUUGGGAUGUCCCACAGCCAUUCUGUGAUGUCCCAGUCUGGACUGUGAUGUCCCAGCCCCUCUGAGAUGGCAGAACCCACUCUCUGAUGUCACAGCCUUCUCUCUGACAUCACACACUCUUCUCUCUGAUGUCACACAGCUGCUCUGUGAUGUCACAAUCUGCUGUCUGAUGUCACAGAGCCGCCCUCUGGGAUUGUGGUGUCUGCUCUCUGACCUCACAGCCCACUCAGUAAUGUCACAGCCCACCCUGUGGUGGCUCUGUGAUGUCAUACAGAAACUCUGUGAUGUCACAACCCACUCUGUGAUGUCAUGCAUUCAACCUCUGAUGUCAUAGUCCUCUCUGUGAUGUCACAGCCCACUAAGUGAUAUCACCCAUCCCACACUGUGACAUCACACCCUGAUUUCUGAUGUCACAGAAUCCCCUCUAUGAUGCCAUAGCUGCUCAGUGACCUCACACAACAAACUCUGUCAUGUCACAGCCCCAUCUGUGACCUCACACAACCCACUCUGAGCUGUCACACAGCCCCUUUCUGAUAUCACAGCUGCUCUGGGGCUCCAGGACACAGCCACAGAGGUGCUGCUGUGACACAGCCCCCUCUGGCACAUCCCCCAGCCCCUGCCA